This is a messenger RNA of Pogoniulus pusillus (Red-fronted tinkerbird), 2609 nucleotides long. RefSeq names its product ATP binding cassette subfamily B member 10 (gene ABCB10). The record is from RefSeq and is a predicted model, not a curated record. Gene Ontology annotation, molecular function: ATP binding; ABC-type oligopeptide transporter activity; ATP hydrolysis activity. The coding region runs from base 67 to 2190 and encodes 707 amino acids. Gene Ontology annotation, biological process: oligopeptide export from mitochondrion. Lineage: Eukaryota; Metazoa; Chordata; Aves; Piciformes; Lybiidae. The transcript is spliced from 13 exons. Gene Ontology annotation, cellular component: mitochondrial inner membrane.
CGCAGACCCGCGCGGCGGGGACUGGCUGCCCCAGAACCGCCGCCUCGGCUCCGCCGUGACGGCCGCAUGGCGGGCUACGUGCCGCGCCUGCCGUGGCUGCUGCCGCUGCUGAAGCGGGCAGCGCCGCCGGCUCCCUGGACUCGGGCUGCCAGCGCGCCCGCAAGCCUACGCGCCUCGCCGCACUUGGCCAGCAGGUGCGGGGCACCCCUGGCGCCGCCGCUGCUGCUGUUGCCGCUGCCGGGCGCGCCGUCAUGCCGCCGCCGCCUCCUUCUCCUCCCGCCCGCAGCAGCGGCCGGCGCCCCACGCUGCCUGAGCGCCGCCGCGGGCGAGGAGCCGCCCGCAACUCCGCGGGGGACUGCGAGCAACCCGCCGCGCUUCGAGGCGCGGAGGCUGCUGGCCCUGGCGCACCCUGAGCGCUGGAGACUGACAGCUGCUGUUGGCUUUCUGACAGUUUCAAGUGUCAUAACCAUGUCAGCCCCUUUCUUUCUGGGGAAAGUUAUUGAUGUUAUUUAUACAAAUCCCAAUGAAGACUUCACUGACAGCCUGACCAGCCUGUGUGCCUUGCUGAGUGGAAUCUUUUUGUGUGGUGCUGCUGCUAAUGCUACUCGUGUCUACCUCAUGCAGACUGCAGGACAAAGAAUUGUGAAACGUUUGAGAGCAACCAUGUUCUCCUCUAUUUUGAAGCAAGAAACCGCCUUCUUUGACAAGACCAGAACAGGAGAGCUGAUAAAUCGCUUAUCGUCAGAUACAGCCCUCCUGGGCCGUUCAGUAACUGAAAACCUUUCAGAUGGCCUCAGGGCGGGAGCACAAGCAUCUGUGGGGGUUGGAAUGAUGUUUUUUGUGUCUCCAAGCCUUGCUGCAUUUGUUCUGAGUAUUGUGCCACCCUUGGCUGUCUUGGCUGUGAUUUAUGGAAGAUACUUGCGAAAACUUACUAAAAUGACCCAAGAUUCUCUUGCAGAAGCAACACAGUUAGCUGAAGAGCGUAUUGGAAACAUAAGAACAGUUCGAGCUUUUGGGCAAGAAGUUGCUGAAAUGGUGAAGUACACAAAUAAAGUUGAUGAUGUGCUACAGCUGGCUAAAAGAGAGGCAAUAGCUCGAGCAGGCUUCUUUGGAGCAACUGGUCUUUCUGGAAACUUAAUUGUCCUCUCAGUCUUAUACAAAGGAGGAUUACUAAUGGGCAGUGCCUACAUGACAGUUGGUGAACUCUCAUCUUUCCUAAUGUAUGCUUUCUGGGUUGGAAUAAGCAUUGGAGGUCUGAGUUCCUUUUAUUCUGAGCUAAUGAAGGGACUAGGUGCUGGUGGACGUCUAUGGGAACUUAUUGAAAGGAAGCCCCAGCUUCCAUUUAAUGAGGGAAUCGAGCUGGGCAAAGACACAUUCAGAGGUGCUUUGGAGUUCAGGGAUGUUGAGUUUGCAUAUCCAACACGUCCAGAAGCAUCCAUUUUCAAAAAUUUUAGCCUUUCCAUUCCAGCUGGCUCUGUUAUGGCUCUGGUUGGCUCAAGUGGUACAGGGAAAUCCACUAUUGUAUCCCUGCUGCUGAGGCUGUAUGAUCCUAUCUCAGGUAUUAUCACUGUUGAUGGCUUUGACAUCCGCCAGUUAAAUCCACUGUGGUUCAGGACAAAGAUUGGAACAGUGAGUCAGGAACCAAUUCUGUUCUCCUGCUCUAUUGCUGAAAAUAUUGCCUAUGGUGCAGAAGAUCCUUCUACUGUGACUGCAGAGGAGAUUGAGAAGGUUGCUGAAGUAGCUAAUGCUGCUAGUUUCAUCAGAGAUUUUCCAAAAGGAUUUGACACCGUCGUUGGAGAAAAAGGCAUUUUGCUUUCAGGUGGACAGAAGCAGCGAAUUGCAAUUGCUCGAGCUCUGCUCAAGAAUCCUAAAAUUCUCCUGUUAGAUGAAGCAACAAGUGCUUUAGAUGCUGAAAACGAGUAUCUAGUGCAAGAAGCUCUGGACCGACUGAUGGAAGGGAGGACAGUCCUAAUCAUUGCUCAUCGCCUCUCUACUAUUCAGAAUGCUGAUUUUGUGGCAGUCCUUGGCCAGGGUAAAAUUCUUGAAUGUGGAAAACAUGAGGAACUGCUUGCAAAUCCAAAUGGACUUUUCAGGAAACUAAUGCAGAAACAAGCUUUCCUUCAGAAUAGUGACAAUUUCUCAUUAGAUUUACAAUCUAGAGAAAAGGAGGUAUUAAAAGAAAAUGUAUGAGAGAAUAUAUGAGUCGUGGAAGCUUACAAACUACAAAGAAUCUAACUUAUGUUUUCAAUUAUGUAAAGUAAAUGUUAUAUUUUUCCAGAAUGUACAAAAUAUUCUUUUGAAACCUAAACGUGUUUAAACUUUUUACUGAAAGCUUUUUAAUAAUUAUUGCAGCUUUUUAAAGUGUCUCUCACAUGGAGAUAAACUCAGUGUAUAGUUUUUUCUGCUUCGUGUUACCUUAAUGGAGACUGUUUGCUGUAAUGCACUGGGUGAUGGCAUGCUCUAUUCUCAAGUAAAUUCACUAUUUUAAGAGUAAUUAAAUGACAUAGCUUAUCGUUGUCUCUCUUCAAGGAACUUUUACUUUCAGUGUUUGUCAGCAGUCUUGAAAUGCUGGAAUUAAAAAAUGUGGGAGGCUUAUGUCCUCCACUGCA